GCUGAGGAGCAGUCGGAGGCAGCGCCGUGCGCAGGGAGAGCUGCCUGCCACGGGAGACGGCCCCAGCAUGGACGCGCUGCCCGUCUACCACGGGGGCAUCACCCGUGAGGCUGGGGAGAAGCUGUUGCUGGCGGCGGGCACCGAUGGCAGCUACCUACUGCGGGACAGCGAGAGCAUCCCGGGAGUCUACUGCCUCUGCGUGCUGCAUCAGGGUUACGUUUAUACCUACCGAGUGUCCAAGACAGAAGCUGGGUCCUGGAGUGCUGAGACGGCACCCGGGGUCCACCGGAGGCAUUUUCGGAAAGUGCACAACCUCAUUUCAGCCUUCCAGAAACCCGACCAAGGCAUCGUAACACCCCUGCAGCACCCAGUCGUCAACCACGCGAAAGCCAAAUACCCCCCAGGGAGAAAUGAAGGCCAUGGCUUCCACCUGCAACCAUCAUGAAGACAUUUACCCAAGUGUGACAUAACCAUAUCUUCCAAUGUCUCCUCUAGUCCGUGCUCUAGAACAGAAUGAUUUAUAUGAUAGUUAAUACAACUCCAUGAGUUUUCUUGUAACAUUUGCAGAAAUGUGUAUUUGAUAGAAUUUCUAGCUCAAAAUUUUGAAGUUUUAAGUUUCAGAAUGUUUUGAAUUUAGUUUUUUUUUUUUUUUUCUGAGAGGAUAAAAAAAUAUCAACUAGUAAAUAGUGUAAUGUCUUUUUUUUCUUUUUGUACUCUCAAGUGCAAAAUAUUUUUCACUUCAAGAUUAGUUCCUAAUUAAUAAUCAGUUACUAAUUUUUUUACAUUACUUAACUUUGGACUCUGCUUUGCUUUGUUCUGGUUGGCAUUUAUGCACAACUGGGCAAGUCCCCUUUUAUAGCCUUCAGAAAAUUGCUUACAUUAAAGUGCCCUUGCCUUGGGUGGGCUGUGUGUCUGUCAUUCACACAGUUCCUAAAGGCAUUCCAGAAGUGGCACCAUGAGGAUCCCCACUAACAAAUUUUCCAUCACACCAGCCACUCUGCCCUGUAACUCAGCAGAACUGGCCAUCACUGCCUGGGUGUACAAAAUCUGUAGUUUGCACAGCUGAUCGAAAGCUUAAGCAGUGCACUGAGUAACUGAGAUCAACCAGUGGAGAACAUGGUUCUUUUUGCUUUUAGAUAUUCUCUGUACUUGAAACAAAUCACCCCUGCAUACAAUUUUAAAAAAUAAAUUAUUUUUGCAUGACA
This is a messenger RNA of Aquila chrysaetos chrysaetos, 1205 nucleotides long. RefSeq names its product SH2 domain containing 1A (gene SH2D1A). Bases 68 to 445 code for a protein of 125 amino acids. The transcript has 4 exons. NCBI's taxonomy places the organism in Eukaryota, Metazoa, Chordata, Aves, Accipitriformes, Accipitridae. The record is from RefSeq and is a predicted model, not a curated record.